AGACGUUUUUCAAGUCCGGUUGCUUAUGUAUAAUUUGGAUGAACUGCUCUACUUUUGAUAAGAUUUUAAAGAGAAUUAGAAGGACAAGGUGUCAUGCGUUGACCUCGCAUGAGCAGCCUCGGAUUGGCUGGCUAAUUGAUUUUGAUUGUCAUCACAGACUCCAAUUCAAGUACGAAUUUCGUAAAUAAUUAUGUAGGCCUUCCUCAACAGACACGUAUUUCAGUCUUGAAUCGCAACUACCUAGCGCAAAUCGCGCACGGGGCUAUUUCUCUUUGUAAACCCGAUCGGCUAUGGAAAAAUCUAUAACAUGAAUCCACUCCAUUGAUAACGUUGGACUUUCACCUCGAUAUAGUAGGCCGCACAAAACUUAGACGUGGGUGCGUAGAAAUAGAUCGCAGGUGUACUAAAUUGCUCUGCUGGUGUUAUUACAUGGAAACUCACAGAACACACGUCUCGGUUAAUUAGACUGUAUUGUCCAACACUCUGGUUUAAUGGCUUCGUGCAAUAAGUGGUGUAAUACGUAGCUACAUGCAAUUAUGGGUACGUCGAGAUUCUUCGCACCGCGGAAAAUGGUCUGUCGGUGGGCGGGGAAAAUCGGCUUCCUAGCCGGGCUGUGCCUGGUCGGUUACCUGAUGGGCAAAUGGCUGCACUUCUUUCGGGAUUAUGACGCGUUCACAGCAGACUUGAAAGCAAUAGAUCCUGGAAGGCGUGAAGUUGAACACAUGAUUGGUGCUGGUAAAAAGUCUAUGCUGGCUAUGCAGUCUGCCACGGAUGGACGGCGGUUCAGAUAUGUAUCUGCCUUGAAUAAAACAUGGAUGACGUGGACAGACAUUGACAGUCCGGGUGUCUACCGCGCAUGCGUGCCCAGGCCAAAGGACAGCGUGUCCAUGUCGGAGGUGGUGACGGGCGGGCUGGUGGAAAAGUCAUCCACGAUGACCAUCACACACUGCCUGAGUAGCUGCAUCUCUCUAGGUUUUACCUAUGCCGCCCUCAGCCACGGCACAGAGUGCUACUGCAGCGACGUCAAGGGCGAGUCUCCUUUGCUGAAAUACAUGGAGAGCGCCCUCUGCGACUUGCCGUGCCCGGGCGAGCCCAGGUACCACUGUGGCGGCAGGGAGUACAUGUCACUGUACCGGACUUCUGUGCCAGAUCCCCGAUGUUCACGAAUCGAACUGAAACCCGCAGGCAGCCUGCCGCUAAUCGCACUAGCCAGCUACCCCCGCUCUGGCAACACCUGGACACGACAACUCAUCGAGCGGGGGACAGGGCUCCUGACCGGCAGCGUCCAUUGGAAACACGAGAAAGACAUGGCCAUCUCCAGCAAAAUUUUUCCAGGUGGCAACGUCGAUUACCAAAGCAAACAGACGAUAUGCGUCAAGUCCCACCUGAGCGACCCUGCCCACAUCAAGACGUUCGAGGGCGCUGUUCUCCUCAUCCGCAACCCAUACAGCGCCCUCGUGGCCGAGAUAUUCCGCAGGCAGAUGCUGGACCAGGAAAAGUCGGCCGAUGAAACAGUCAAGUACUUCGAUUCACAAGAAUGGAGACGAUUCGCCGAGAACCAGGCCCAGAGCUGGCGCAACAUGGCCGUCCGGUGGAUCACCAACUCUCGCCGAAUUCACGUGGCGCACUACGAGAACCUGCAGGAGAACACGUACGAGGAGCUGGCCAGGAUCGUGCGGUUCCUGGACGUCUCCGUGCAGAAGCAGCGCAUUCUCUGCGCCAUCCAGGAGUACCCGUCGUCCAAGGCCACCGGCGUUGCCCUGGGCAACCACGGGAGGAAAACUCGCGUGUACCUAACCAAGAACCCGUUCCCGACCGACGUGCGGGCAUUAGUGGAUGAAAACAUUAAACAAGUCAAUGCGACGCUUAUAGAGCAUAAACUCACCCCACUACCCAGGGACUACUCCGUCGAAGUAUUCUAGAAUCCAUGCUGUUGCGGCAUCUGUUGCUCGUGAAUUUGAGACUGGUGCUGAUCCAAUACUACUGUGUUUUCCCUGUGCGAAAGAUGGGGAAACCAUACAAACUAUGCAUUGGUGUCCUCGACCACUACGUGGGUGUUUUUGUUUGUUUGUAUUUUUGUAUUUUUUUUAUUGAUUGAAAGCAAAGUGUUUCUCAAGUCUUUUAUCAGUUAAAAAUGGUUGUAAUAUUUAUUUUAGUGCAUAGUUUUGUCAGAUUCAUGUUCAGUCAGUCUUAUGUCAAAUCCUAAUGUCAAAACAUUUAGUUAAAGUCAUUCGUAUGUAAUCUUCCUCGAAGCUUCAAUAUUACCCAACACCCUCCCCCCCCCCUUCUCGAAGAGAUAGACCUGCCAAUAUUCAAGUGUUGCUAUUCUGAUUAUCAAACCCCGCUGCCAUUUUGGCGAUCAUUAGACGUUCCUGACGACAUAUGCAAAAUCAAACCAGCUAUAGAGCUCUUGUUGCAUAUUUUAUUAUAAAAGAGAUGGAUCAAAAAGUUACUCGUGCGUAACUGUGUCUUUUCUCGGUAACUUGCACAGAUGGGGAGGGUUUGGUCGCUAAUUUUGUUUUUGUUUAGCUGAUUAAAGGGGCAUUACGGCCUGAAAUCCUCGACAAA
This is a messenger RNA of Patiria miniata (bat star), 2568 nucleotides long. Its product is annotated as WSC domain-containing protein 2-like. The transcript is spliced from 6 exons. The record is from RefSeq and is a predicted model, not a curated record. Gene Ontology annotation, molecular function: sulfotransferase activity. NCBI's taxonomy places the organism in Eukaryota, Metazoa, Echinodermata, Asteroidea, Valvatida, Asterinidae. The coding region runs from base 537 to 1922 and encodes 461 amino acids.